AUGGGCGAGGAGGGGCGGGGCGGCGCGGCGCGGGGUCGGGGCGGCGGCGGCGGCGGCGGCGGCUGCGGCGCCAUGGAGCUGGGGGCGGGCGCGGGGGCGGGCGCCAGCCCCGGCGCGCGGGGCGGCUCGGAGUCGGGCCGCGUCCUGCUGCUGCUGAUGGGCGGCGGCGGCGGCGGCGCGGGCCGGGCGCGGCGGGGCGGCGCGGAGGCGUCGGGCCCCGGGGGAGCCGAGGCGGCUCGGGGCCCGGAGCCCCGCUCGCCGCCCGCCCCCGACUACGAGGCGCUGCCGCAGGGCGCCGCCGUCUCCACGCACAUGCUGGCGGGCGCUGUGGCGGGCAUCAUGGAGCACUGCGUGAUGUACCCCAUCGACUGCGUCAAGACUCGGAUGCAGAGCCUGCGGCCCGAGCCCGCCGCCCGCUACCGGAACGUGUUGGAGGCCCUGUGGCGUAUCGUGCGUACCGAGGGCGUGUGGAGGCCCAUGCGGGGCCUGAACAUCACCGCCACCGGCGCGGGCCCGGCCCACGCCCUCUACUUCGCCUGCUACGAAAAGUUAAAAAAGACGCUGAGCGACGUCAUCCACGCGGGGGGCAAUAGCCAUAUGGCCAACGGUGCAGCCGGGUGUGUAGCAACAUUGCUCCACGAUGCUGCGAUGAACCCUGCAGAAGUGGUCAAACAGAGGAUGCAGAUGUACAACUCGCCUUACCAGCAUGUGACAGACUGUGUACGGACUGUGUGGCGCAACGAAGGGGUUGGAGCUUUCUACCGCAGCUACACCACCCAGCUCACCAUGAACAUCCCCUUCCAAGCCAUUCACUUCAUGACCUAUGAGUUCUUGCAAGAGCACCUCAACCCCCACAGACAGUACAACCCAGGCUCCCACGUGGUCUCCGGGGCCUGUGCGGGGGCUGUAGCUGCUGCUGCCACUACACCUUUGGACGUUUGCAAAACGCUGCUCAACACCCAGGAGUCCCUGGCCUUGAGCUCCAACAUCAGCGGACACAUCACAGGCAUGGCCAAUGCCUUCAGGACGGUGUACCAAGUGGGCGGUGUGACUGCCUACUUCAGAGGGGUCCAGGCUAGAGUCAUUUAUCAGAUGCCCUCAACAGCGAUUGCCUGGUCUGUGUACGAGUUCUUUAAGUACAUCCUCACCAAGCGCCAGGAAGAGCGUCGGGCUGGGAAGUGAGCCGAGCCAAACCUGACUCCAGACCUGCUUCAUCUCCCCUCCUGGUUUGUCUUCUGACCCUCUCCCUUUUGAUUCGGUUUGUGUUGUAGAGAGGGGGCAGCAAAGCCCUUCUGGGUUUAGCGGUGCCAUUUCUUGCCUGGGGCAGCUGCAGCUCGGCUCUGGCUGCACAGCUCACUCACUCCUGUGGCCUCCCGAGAUGUCCUGCUGGGAGCUGCAGCACAGAUCACAUCCCCCGGCACUUCACUGGAGCUGUGCUCCCAUUCUUCCCUUAACAAAAUCCUCCUCUAAUGCAAAGUUCACCCCUGCUUGGAGGUGAAAGUGAAUGUCCUGCCCUGCCACUGGUAGGGCCAUAGCUGAGCUCAGUCACCAAGGAAGGAGCAGUGGCACUGCCGAGGAUGGUGAGGGUUUCGUCUGGCUUUUGGCUGAAGCAGAGUGUAAGCUUUGCCGUUGUCUUGUAGCACGCACACAUAACGCUGACUGCCCUGGUGGUGGUGGGUAGGGGAGGAUGGCACUUGAGGAGGGGAGGCUGUAGGUUUGUUCUUGUUCCUGCUCUUGACACCUCCAAUAAAAACAGUUCUGCUCUA
Messenger RNA from Lagopus muta (rock ptarmigan), 1766 nucleotides. RefSeq names its product solute carrier family 25 member 28 (gene SLC25A28). Bases 1 to 1182 code for a protein of 393 amino acids. The record is from RefSeq and is a predicted model, not a curated record. Gene Ontology annotation, molecular function: ferrous iron transmembrane transporter activity. Lineage: Eukaryota; Metazoa; Chordata; Aves; Galliformes; Phasianidae. Gene Ontology annotation, biological process: iron import into the mitochondrion. Gene Ontology annotation, cellular component: mitochondrial membrane. The transcript has 4 exons.